AUGAAAGAGUGGGAAAGUGUGGAAUGUAUAAUACCAUAUGGCAAUAGAAGAAAUAAACACCCAAGACGUCUUACUUCUCAGUUUCCUUUUUCUUUUUUCUUCUCCCUUUUUAUACAUAAGAUCUCCAUCCCUCCCAUCAUCCCACUCAUUUGUCACAUCAACUGCAACGGCAUCGGCAUCCGUUGCACUUUCUUUUUUUUUUUUUUUUUUUUUUUUUUGCAAACGGCAUUUCCCAUUUGUUUUUUCCCACACACACACACAAACACACAAACGGCUAGUAGUCUACAAGCAAACACAAUGAUAUAUGAUGACAUGGUCUCCGGUAAGUUAUCGGAGGGAAGUAUGCCACAACGUGAACUUGGAGACAUUCAACACUCUAUUGAACGCAUUGAGAAACUGCUGCAUCGUGGUCAGAAUUUAUUAUAUGACGAAGGUAGUAAGGAAGCGGGACCACCACAUGGUACCAUGCAUCGUAAAGGAGACGCCAGUAUAAAUGAAGGGGAAAAAACAAAUUCCCUCUUCUCCAUGAAACGAAAGCGACGAAGCGUAACACAAAGAUCCCCAACUGCCCACGUUACAUGGAAAAUGUCCCCGAAUACCACCUUCCAACGCACGGCAACUGAAUUACUUUUGCUUCAACGGGAACACGCAGAAAAUGUAAAGCAAAAAAAAACAGCCGUACACGUGCGGCAUCGAGAAACAAUGCCAUUUGCUAAGGGAACACAAUACUCCACAAACCAUGGUGUGGCAACGAAUGUAAAAUGGGAAGCGGCAGAUAGUAGUGACUACGAGGAUGUCUCUAUUGCCGAGCUUCGAGUACGUAUUCGUAAGGAAUUGGAGGCGUACCGUCUCAACGGACCACUGACAGGGGUGAAGCAAACAAAAGCUGAUACCAUCCAACAGCCGGUGACACGUCUUUACCCGCGACAGAAAAGAACCUCACAGGAGGAGCCAAUAAAAAUGGUGUCACCGCAAUCGAAGCGACGACUUAUCACAGGGAAUCAAACAACCGGAACACCGCAGUCUUAUGGACACGAGGGACAUCGUAAAAGGACAACAUCCUCUCAAAUAUCUUUAGAAAAAAGUACUUCCCGUUCUCCCUUGGACGGGAAUAUUAAGUUACAUGAAAAACACCACAUCUCUCCAUGGAAGCGGUUAUAUAACGAUGCCAUUAGAAUGCAAGAAAAAAGGCAACAUCAUCAGAUAGCGCCUCCGUCUUGGGAGGAAAAUUCCCCUGCCCACAAAAAGAAUCCAUGGGAACGUGGUUUUCUGAUAAAGAGGUUUUCAAUGAAACCUACGCCAGGAGCACCACCCCACAGUGUGCAACAGGCGUCAAAGGCCUCGCAUCAUAGAAGAGAGACCCACGACGCAACGCCGACAGCGACAUUAGUGGGGGAAUCCCGAAAGCCGUCGGAGAGCGUACGGUCGCUACAGUUCCCCGCAAGUGUACUCGCACACCGUUUGCUGAAGCCACAGAAAAAUCAUUUGUUAGGGGCAUUAAGGGACCGGAAAAAGAAGGAAAGGGAAGUAAUAUCACAAGAGCAUCACCCCGAACCUAAAGUCAACACGAUUGGGUCGUUACCUUUAGCCGCUGAGGAAAAGAAAACUGAUGAGAAGCAGCUGGAGAUUGUGAAUGAUGAAAAUGCUCCAGGGAACGCAGGGAUAGAGAGACAUGAAACAUCGGAGUCUGCAUCAACCUCCAAUCGUAUGCAGUGGCCGACGAUCACGCCUCCUUCCACCGAUAUCUCAGAAGGUUGGGGAAUGUUCUCACAUGCUACAAACGAGACCCCACUGGUCGUGGUAUCACAGGAGUCGUCUCCCACAAACCAACUCCAUAUUCCACCUAGUAUACGCCCACUCGACUUGAGUGCGCUUCGCAAAUAG
Molecule: messenger RNA, 1884 nt
Organism: Trypanosoma cruzi
Lineage: Eukaryota; Euglenozoa; Kinetoplastea; Trypanosomatida; Trypanosomatidae
Exons: 1
Coding region: 1-1884 (627 amino acids)
Source: RefSeq, a predicted model, not a curated record